Messenger RNA from Chlorocebus sabaeus (green monkey), 1463 nucleotides. The record is from RefSeq and is a predicted model, not a curated record. Lineage: Eukaryota; Metazoa; Chordata; Mammalia; Primates; Cercopithecidae.
UCGGGCUCCCAAAGUGCUGGGAUUACAGGCGUGACCCACCAUGCCUGGCCGGCAAUGUUACUUCCUUCUUUCCUAUCUGUAUGGCUUUUGCUUCCUUUUAUUUUCGUACUGCGCUGGCUAGGACCGGCACAACGCUGAAUAGAAGUGGGGACAAUGGACAUCAUGAAGCCACCUUUAAACAUUUCUUUUUGUCGGAUAGAAAUAAUCACUGGCUGUAAUAGAGGCAUAAACAAAAUAUGAUGGAAUGCAAACUAUGUAUGUGUGGACAGGGGUUAGCAGAAAAGGAAACAAUUAAAUCCUAGUCCCUGGGGAAGAUUCCUAAGGAGCAGAGUUUUUAAGCAGGUUGCUUGGCUCAUUGGUCUGUCCCUGGAAGGUGGCGGUUUUUGUAGUGUUUCCCCAGCCAUCACAUGCUGCUGGAGUUCCCUUCCCCAUCCCCCACAGCAGCGCUGCCGCGACUCCUAUCUGUCCCAGAAUGCUGUCUUCUCCCUGCACGCCAGCACGCUCACGGGCUCACGGACCAUCCCCCGACAGCAGCGCUGCCGCGACUCUCUAUCUGUUCCAGGAUGCUGUCCUCUCCCUGCAUGCUGGCAAGCUCACGGACUUGCUCCCGUAUCCUGGGGCUGAGCCUUGGGACUGCAGCCCUGUUUGCUGCUGGGGCCAACAUGGCACUCCUCUUUCCUAACUGGGAUGUGACCUACCUGUUGAGGGGCCUCAUUGGCAAGCAUGCCAUGCUGGGAACUGGGCUCUGGGGAGGAGGCCUCAUGGUACUCACUGCUGCUAUCCUCAUCUCCUUGAUGGGCUGGAGAUACGGCUGCUUCAGUAAGAGUGGGCUCUGUCGAAGCGUGCUUACUGCUCUGUUGUCAAGUGGCCUGGCUUUACUUGGAGCCCUGAUUUGCUUUGUCACUUCUGGAGCUGCUCUGAAAGAUGGUCCUUUUUGCAUGUUUGACACUUCAUCCUUCAAUCAGACACAAGCUUGGAAAUAUGGUUACCCAUUCAAAGACCUGCAUAGUAGGAAUUAUCUGUAUGACCGUUUGCUCUGGAACUCCAUCUGCCUGGAGCCCUCUACAGCUGUUGUCUGGCAUGUGUCCCUCUUCUCCGCCCUUCUGUGCAUCAGCCUGCUCCAGCUUCUCCUGGUGGUCGCUCACGUCAUCAACAGCCUCCUGGGCCUUUUCUGCAGCCUCUGUGAGAAGUGACAGGCAGAACCUUCGCGUUCAAGCAGUGGUGUUUUCAUCAUUGGUUGCCUGAAUCCUUUCUACAAGGAGUGGGUACAAAUUAUAAACAAACUUUCCCUUUGGGUAUCUCUGGAGAAAUAAUGACAACAAAAUUCACUGCAUGUCGGCUGAAUGAUAGAAUGCAUUUUAAAUCACACUGUAAUCUUCCAGGUGAUCCAUGGAUAGGACAAAUAACUAAGUCAUUAUAAUUGUGUAGGAAUGUGUAGUUCAUAAAAUACCCUCCAGCCAGGA